Pelecanus crispus (Dalmatian pelican) is the source of this 1256-nucleotide messenger RNA. The record is from RefSeq and is a predicted model, not a curated record. Lineage: Eukaryota; Metazoa; Chordata; Aves; Pelecaniformes; Pelecanidae.
AUAAAAAAGACAGUUCCUCUGCUAAAGCUUCGAAGGACAACAAAGAAGAUGAGAGUGAUGAGCUAUGCUUGUUCUAUGUCUGGAAGUACUGCAAACAUAAAGAUAAAUGCAGAUUUGUUCAUUACCAUUUGCCAUAUCGAUGGCAAAUAUAUAAUGGGAUCACCUGGAAUGACCUUUCCAUGAUGGAGGAAAUUGAAAAGGCCUAUUGUGACCCAAAAAACAGCAGCAUAGCAGAUAGGAACAUUAAUUUCCAGACGAUGACCUGCUCUUAUUCUUUGCUUCGACGCCUCUCUACACCAUCAUCAGUCACAAAACCCACAUUCGUAUUAACCACACAGUGGAUUUGGUAUUGGAAAAACGACCAAGGCCAGUGGAUUGAAUAUGGAGAACAGGGAGAAGGGGAUAGUGUGAACUCGCCAUCUUCUGAUAUUAUUGAGAAUUUGUAUCUAGCAGAUCCAGGUGCCACCAUAUCUUUCCAGGCUGGCGUGCAUCAUUACCAGCUCAAUUUUAAAGAAAUGACCCAGACAAACAUGUCUUUUAAAACUCGAAGACAGGUCUGCAGGCGACCAAAGUUUGUGUCUUCUGAAGAUGUGCAGAAGAUAAAGAAAGGCCAGAGGGAUUCUUCUAUUCCAAAUCAAGCCUGUCCUAUCCACUGGGAUCAAUCUGCACUGCCUGAAUUGGGAUACAAGGCAGUGGAGAUCAGUAACACAAGCUCUGAAUACAACCUAAUAAAGCAGCUAUUUCUUCAGACUAUGAAAAGCUACAGUAUCCUUAAAAUACGGAGGAUUCAGAAUCCAUCCCUCUGGAAAGUGUUUCAGUGGCAAAAGGAGCAGAUGAAGAGGGAAAAUGGAGGGAAGGAAGUAACUGAAAAGCUCCUGUUCCAUGGAACCAAGACCUCCUUUGUGGAAGCCAUCUGCCUUCACAACUUUGACUGGAGAAUUUGUGGAAGCAAUGGAACUGUCUAUGGAAAGGGAAGUUACUUUGCUAGAGAUGCUUCCUAUUCCCAUACAUACUGUCAGCCUGCGGUGAAACCAAACCUCAUGUUCGUGGCUCGUGUAUUGGUUGGAGAUUAUGUUAAAGGCAAUGCAACCUAUGUUCGCCCCCCGACAAAGUCUUUUGACGGGCUUCGGUUUUAUGACAGCUGUGUGGACAAUGAGUUAAAUCCCUCCAUUUUUGUUGUCUUUGAAAAAUACCAGAUUUACCCAGAGUAUAUAAUAGAGUAUGCGGAGGAAGAAAAAAAGUGUAUUGUAUCUUAG